Molecule: messenger RNA, 1245 nt
Organism: Arachis ipaensis
Lineage: Eukaryota; Viridiplantae; Streptophyta; Magnoliopsida; Fabales; Fabaceae
Source: RefSeq, a predicted model, not a curated record
AUGGAUUUCUUCCAGUCAGCUGAGCUACCAAGAGAUUCUAAUGUUACAUGGGUGGCUCUGACUCUGAAGUUUGUGGGAGCAAGGGAGAUUAAAGAUCUUCGGCCGAUUAGCAUGGUAGGGUGUGUGUAUAAGGUCAUUUUGAAGGUGUUGGUGUGGAGAAUGAGAAAGGUAAUGCUAGACUUAGUAGGGGAGACUCAAAGUGUGUUUGUGCAGGGGAGGAAGAUUCAUGAUGGGGCUUUGAUUGCGUGUGAAACUGUGCAAUGGUUGAAGCAAAGAAAGAAGAAAUCGGCAAUAAUCAAACUGGACUUUCAAAAAGCUUACGAUAGAGUCAAGUGGAAGUUUGUGGAUAUUGUACUUCAGAAAAUGGGCUUUGGGCAAAGAUGGCGAGGGUGGAUCAAGGAAUGUGUGUGCACGGCGUCUAUGUCACUUUUGAUAAAUGGCUCACCUUCGAAAUCUUUUAAGAUGGAAUGGGAUUUACGACAAGGGGAUCCUCUUUCUCUGUUUCUUUUUGUUCAUGUUGUUGAGUUCCUUUAUAGGAUGGUAGGAGAGGCAGUAAGACAUGGAAGGAUCUCUCCUUUGUUGGUUGGAAAAGACAAUAUUGAGUUGUCUCACUUGCAAUUUGCAGAUGACACAAUACUUUUUUGUCCCCCGGAGGAGGAGACUAUUUGCAAUUAUAAGCGGCUUCUACGGUAUUUUGAGAUGAUAUCUGGCUUGAGUAUUAACUUUGAUAAAUCUAGCUUGAUUCCGAUUAAUUGCGAGCGAGAGUGGUCACAAAGGAUGUGUAGCUUGUUGGGGUAUAAAGUAGAAGAGAAACUCAAUCUGUGGAAAGCCAAAACGAUUAAUAAAGCUGGUAAGCUGGUACUCAUCAAAUCUGUGCUUAAUAGUCUGCCGGUUUACUACCUUAGCUUAUAUAAGAUGCUCAGAGCAAUAGUAGAUAAGUUGAUAUCUUUGCAGAGGAGGUUCUUGUGGAGUAAUGAGGACGGAAUGGAUGGGGAUGUAUUUCCAAGGCUUUUCUCAGUUUCAAACCAAGUUUUAAUUGGCUAUCAUGUGGCUUUGCAAGCUGAGACUCUCCCGGAGGACAUUACGAGUUAUAGUUUCACUAGAUCUAUAUGGAGAGGACUAGUACCACAAAGAGUUGAGCUAUUCACCUGGUGUAGUGUGCUUGGUUAUAUGCCUAUAAUAAACUUUGAUCUAUUCCAGGAACCAUUAAGCAACACUUUGAGAGUAGGACAGGAGCUCUUGUAA